This is a messenger RNA of Labeo rohita (rohu), 498 nucleotides long. It is a transcript of the gene tmem196b, whose product is annotated as transmembrane protein 196b. The transcript has 3 exons. The record is from RefSeq and is a predicted model, not a curated record. NCBI's taxonomy places the organism in Eukaryota, Metazoa, Chordata, Actinopteri, Cypriniformes, Cyprinidae. The coding region runs from base 1 to 498 and encodes 165 amino acids.
AUGUGCACCAAGCGAGCGCUUGUUUGGAGUUUGCUGGUCCUCUCUGUCUUUCAUAUUGGACUCGGGGUGUCCUGCAUCUCUCUGGGUGUGCUGGGGAUCACACAAGCCCGCUGGCUACAGAAAAGCCAGACGUCCUUCUCCACACCGAUAUGGAGCGGCGUGUGUUUUCUCAUCUGUGGAGUAUGCGGGAUACUGUGUGCGAAGAAAAGAACUGGACUGACUAUGAUCCUGUUUUCAGCCUGUUGCAUCUGUGGACUUAUUGGGGGAAUUCUAAACAUCCAGUUUGUGCGUGCAGUGGUGAAACGACCAAACAGCCUGUACUCUCUACACCUGGCCUUCCUCUGCCUGGCCAGCCUGGGCAUCUUGGGCUGCACCCUCUCCACCUGGCUCACCUGCAGACUCGCCAGCUGUGAACAGAAAAGACUGUUUCUGGAAAGAGAUCUGUCGUUGCAUCAUUCUGUGGAGAUGGGCGAGAAGGUGAAGGCAACGUGUGGAUGA